AUGACGUCCGUUUCAACUGAUCUAACCCCCAACCCCCAGCAGCCCACCCUCUUCGGCGACGGCCUCCCCACCAAGCUCCCCAAGCCCACCUCCCCACCCUGGGCCCCAUGGACCGAUCCCGGCCGCGAAGUCCCCUCUGAAGCCGAAUCCCGAUGGUCGCUCUACCUGUACUACGAGUUCGACCGAAAGACACUGUUCUUCGAACAAGUGCCUGUUCCAGACAAUAGCGCCGUCGCGCCAGACCCGUCGCAAUGGCCAUGGCCAGCCAAGUUCUUCGACGAAACGGCCAACCAGAUCACUGAGCGGAACGCAAAGGAGUCGGCGUUUCUUCGUCUGCCGCGAGAGUUGAGGAUUGUAACGCGCUCCGAAGGGAGAGGUGGUCUGGGCCACUGCUAG
This is a messenger RNA of Alternaria ventricosa, 396 nucleotides long. RefSeq lists its product as uncharacterized. Lineage: Eukaryota; Fungi; Ascomycota; Dothideomycetes; Pleosporales; Pleosporaceae. The record is from RefSeq and is a predicted model, not a curated record. The transcript is spliced from 2 exons. Bases 1 to 396 code for a protein of 131 amino acids.